Aedes aegypti (yellow fever mosquito) is the source of this 2102-nucleotide messenger RNA. RefSeq names its product putative polypeptide N-acetylgalactosaminyltransferase 9. The record is from RefSeq and is a predicted model, not a curated record. Gene Ontology annotation, cellular component: Golgi apparatus. The transcript is spliced from 4 exons. The coding region runs from base 318 to 2033 and encodes 571 amino acids. Lineage: Eukaryota; Metazoa; Arthropoda; Insecta; Diptera; Culicidae.
UUCAGUCACUAACGAGACAGCAAUCUGACGGGGGCUUUUCUCUUCGUGGUCUAAUUCGACUGAGCUAAAGUUCUCCACCGUAAAUAGAGCCACAAAUUAAUAUCACAAUUAAAUGUGUGUUAAAUUGCGUAAUCAGUACGCCACUCGAACGGUUGGUGUUGGUGUCCAUUCUUCAGAAAACUUUCUAUUACCCCCGAUGGGCGACGCGUGUGUAUCCAGCGGGUGGAACUCCCUUAUCAGUCUAUCCACGAUGCUUCCAGUGUUCACACCUGUGCACAUUGCUUCAAACCGAUGACAUCGCUUUAGUUUCACAAAAAAUGCGCUUGUCACGAUUCAUAAAAGCGCUUUUUGGUGGGUUACUCAUCCUAGCAAGCGUUGCACUCGUUCUGUUCGCCUACUAUGGCAGUGCUGCGACGCAUGAAAUUGUGCAAUCAGCACGUAGCAAGCUGGUGAGUUAUCUGCGAGUGGAGGAUUUCAGAAUGCAAGGCCUACUGCUGGAUGAUAAUGACACGCUGCCACCUGGCGAUAUGGGUCAACCGGUCAAAAUCGAGGAACCAAUCCAUCCGGACAUUAGGAAACAAAUUGAUGAAGGUUGGUCCAUGCAGGGAUUGAACCAGUACGCUUCCGACUUGGUGUCGGUCUUUCGAAGACUUCCGGACAUCCGAGACGAAUGGUGCAAAGAGCCAGGUCGAUUUCUUUCAGAACUGCCGCCUGCUUCGAUCGUUAUCGUGUUCUACAAUGAAGCGUGGUCCGUGUUGGUGCGCACAGUACACUCAAUUUUGGAUCGAACUCCACCCGAAUUGAUUGAGGAGAUUGUUCUGGUGGAUGACUGUUCUACUUUGGCACAUUUGAAAACACAGCUGGAUGACUACUUUCGGCCUCUGCAGAAGGUGAGGAUAGUGCGAGCGAAGCAACGGCAAGGAUUGAUUCGUGCGAGAAUCUUGGGUGCCAAAAGUGCUAAAGCUGAGAUACUAACGUUUGUGGAUGCACAUUGCGAGGUUAUAGUUGGUUGGCUUGAAGCCCAGCUGGACCGAGUGGCACGUGAUCCGAAAACCAUUGCCAUUCCCUCGAUCGACUGGAUCCACGAGGACACGAUGGCUUUGAAUGCGAAAAGCUCCCAGCUCUACUUUGGCUCGUUCGACUGGACGGUGAACUUCCAGUGGAAAUCUCGUUCGGAGAAAAAGGUGCAAGCGGAAAACCCAUUGGAACCGUUCGAUACUCCGGUGAUGGCCGGUGGAUUGUUCACCAUCCACAAAGCUUUCUUUGAGUAUUUGGGGUGGUAUGACGAGGGAUUCGAAACGUACGGAGCGGAGAACAUGGAGCUGUCGUUCAAAGCGUGGAUGUGCGGUGGAUCAAUGCAGAUCGUUCCAUGCUCUAGGGUGGCGCACAUUCAGAAACGUGGGCAUCCCUACAUAUCCAAAACCCCCGGAGGGUACAGCGUAGUCAGACGCAACACGAUCCGCAUGGCAGAAGUCUGGAUGGACGAGUACGCCCAGUUCUACUACGAAUCAUUCGGAGGACCGAAGUAUCGCGACAAAUUUGGUAAUAUGUCCUCGCGGAAAGAGCUGAGGCAGCGUUUGAAGUGUAAAUCAUUCCGGUGGUACAUGGAGAACGUCUUUCCGGAGCAGUUCGAUCCAUCGAAGGCGGUGGCCCGAGGGGAGUUCCGAAAUGCUGAGAACAAGGGAAACCAAUGUCUGGAAUGGCCCCCUCCUCUAACUGAACGGGGCGUGGGUGGAUGUCAUGGUCGGGGAGGUCAUCAGUUGUGGUUUUUGUCGGCCGAUGGAGAGGUAACACGAGAGGACCACUGUCUGGAUUAUGAUGGAAACAAGCUGAAGAUGAUUCGAUGUCACAAAAUGAAGGGAAACCAGCAGUGGGUGUUUGAGGAAAAAACGAAGCAUUUUAAACAUGUGAUUUUCAACAGGUGUUUGGAAUGGAGUGAUCACAAGCUGAAGAUGAGUGAUUGUAGCGAGUCGAUAGCAGGUCAGAAAUGGCUUCUUCAGCAUUAUAAUGCGAGUAAUUUGAAAGUGACGUAGAUUUAUACCAUUUUUGAGACUCUUUUUAAUAAAAUAUGUUGUACGCAAAAAGUUUGAUAGAAAUUAAAA